Candida albicans SC5314 is the source of this 891-nucleotide messenger RNA. RefSeq names its product sterol homeostasis protein (gene ARV1). Gene Ontology annotation, cellular component: cortical endoplasmic reticulum; Golgi apparatus. The record is from RefSeq and is a predicted model, not a curated record. The transcript has a single exon. Bases 1 to 891 code for a protein of 296 amino acids. Gene Ontology annotation, biological process: intracellular sterol transport; regulation of plasma membrane sterol distribution; sterol metabolic process. Lineage: Eukaryota; Fungi; Ascomycota; Pichiomycetes; Serinales; Debaryomycetaceae.
AUGAUCUGUAUAGAAUGUGGAUAUUCUAAUAUUGAUUGUUUAUAUUCCAAGUAUAAAAGUGAUUAUAUCAAACUAAGUGUAUGUCCCGAAUGUAAUAAAAUUGCUGAUAAAUAUAUUGAAUAUGAUUCGGUGAUUCUAUUUUUGGACAUUUUAUUACUUAAAAGACAAGCCUAUAAACAUUUAGCAUAUAAUUUAACUGAAAUGGAAAUGGAAAUAGGAUCAUCAACUAAUUUCCAUAUAAAUGAUAAUACAAAUUUUAAAUUCUUUCAUACUUAUAGAAAACUUAUGAAAUUGAUAUUUAUGAUUUUAUCAUUUGAAGUUUAUUUAACAUGGGCUAAUGAAGAGAAAUUAUUGAUUCAUUCACAAUUAAUUAAUUUAAUUUUCAAUCAAUCAGUUGUAUAUCAAUAUUUAUUUUUCAUUAUUAAAUCAAGUCUAGAAAACCUUAUAUUGAAUUUAUCAUUACAAUUGAUUCUAAGACUAGGAUAUAAAUGGGGACAAGGUCCACAGAAAAUAAAUGGUAAUAUCAGGGAUAAAGAAUUAUUUGGAUAUAAAACAUCAGUCUUAUUGGUAACAACGAUGGUAUCAGGGUCAAUCAGAUUAUUUCCUAUAUUGAUGUUUAUUUGGCCAUACGAUAACAUAUCUAUCACUAAACCAUUGAUAAAUUUGAUUGCCUUUAUAAAUAUCGUGGAGGCACUACGAGUUGUCACGAGUUUGGGAUACGUGGAACUAAUACUCAGUUUGGCGUUUAGUAUUGUUAUCAGAAAUAUAGUGUCAAAACUGUUACUAGUACUAAUUGUCAGACUCUUUUUGGAUUUUAACUUUACUGAGGUGUAUUACAAUGAAAUGUAUCAAUUAUAUUCACAGAUUCAAACCUAUAUACGUUGGAUUUAA